AUGCUCAACUCGGCGGGAAACUAUUUAUUCACGUCAUUCGGAGGACUCUAUCGGAGUUGUCGCGAUGAGAAAACGAAUUUGGAUGCAGUAAAAGAUGUUUGCGUGAUGGUGCAAAGCUGUCCACCAAAUUCUUCCGAUAUCCUCUUCCAUUCUCUGUACGAAGACAGGGAUUUUGUUUGUCCGAACAGUGGAUUGCCACAACAUUUGCAAUCCUUGCAAGCAAUAGGUUCGGGCAUUGGCGCUCUAUUGGGCGGGCAUGCGGCCGAUCAGUUUGGGAGAAAACUGAUCACAAACACCGGUGCAAUCUUGAUGUGUAUCGCGGGUCUUCUGGGAGCUAUUUCUCCAAAUUGGACCCUACUCGCGGUGGCCAUGUUUGGAAUGGGAUUUAGCUAUGGUGUUCUUGUUGACUCUUCAAUGACCCUCGCCAGUGAAUCAGUCGGUCCAAAGUAUCGAAUCGUGCAGACUCUAGCAUUUCAGUGGGCCCUCGCCAUGCAAAUAGCUGCAUUUAUUGCCUAUGUGACGGGCACUUGGAGAAUGUAUCUAAUUGUGAUCAAUGUGGCCGUGAUUCCCGCACUGUUUUUGGUACCACUUUGGGUCGAAUCGCCGAGAUGGUUGAUACAAAAGAGGAAAUAUUCUAAAGCAGCUGAAAGCCUCAACGUAAUGUCAAAAUGGAAUGGUGACAGUGUAACUUUCUCCGAAGACGAUCUCAAAGACAUACAACUAGACAAAGGAAAUUUAAAAAUCUACUCGAUUUGGCACCUUUUCAUGACGCGAAAAUUGUUUCUUUACAGUAUGGUGAUGAUUUUAUCGGCGUUAACCGUUGAAACCACGGUAGCUGUGAUCAUUUUCGAUGUGCAGACCCUAGCCGGUAAUCCUUUCUUGAACAUUGCUCUUUAUGGAACCCUUCGACUCUGGGUACCGCUAUUCAUCAUUUUCCUAGAGAAAUAUUCAAGCAAAAUUGGCCGAAGAUCUCUAUUUUGCACUUCGCAAGGAAUCAGUAACUCGUCAAUAUUUUUCACUGUUUACAAGCAAUACUCGAUGGAACUCUAUCCGACAUUGAUGAGGGCAAUGGCUGUGGGAGCGUUUGGGGUCAUUGAGAGGAUAGGUGGCGCCAUGGCUCCUCAACUAGUUCAUCUCUCGCGAACAAUGUGGCCCGGAUUCGGCGUACUGGUGGCUUCAGUUUUAGCACUAGCUAGUCUCCUAGCCGGUUGGGCAAUCUUGCCAGAAACAAAGAACGCAACAAUGCCCGAUACGGUGAGUCAAGAGGAAAAAGGAAUACGUGAGGAAAGCCUU
Mesorhabditis belari is the source of this 1293-nucleotide messenger RNA. NCBI's taxonomy places the organism in Eukaryota, Metazoa, Nematoda, Chromadorea, Rhabditida, Rhabditidae. The record is from the annotation of a GenBank genome assembly.